Molecule: messenger RNA, 645 nt
Organism: Loa loa (African eye worm)
Lineage: Eukaryota; Metazoa; Nematoda; Chromadorea; Rhabditida; Onchocercidae
Exons: 5
Coding region: 1-645 (214 amino acids)
Source: RefSeq, a predicted model, not a curated record
AUGAUUUAUGCAAAGUUUCCUCAGUAUAUCAACGCUAACAAGAUAGUCGAACUUGAUGAUUUCGGUUAUAAAUUCUACCAUGUUUUGAUACGAACCAUUAUGUCAGAUUGGCUUCUUUAUGCUAUCCGACCUUGUCUUUUGUGGGAUGAUCCACAGCCAAAUAACUCCAUGAGACCAACUGCAGGACUCUCUACUCCUUCCCAAUACAAAGACGAUUUUGAUACAAUGAUACAAAUGCAGACCAUUAACACAUGCAUGUUGCUCUCCACGUUGCAAUUGUUCAUUAAAGAUAGCUACCAUGCAACCGGGACUUGCUUAAAUUCGUUUUGCUUAAUUCUGGCUUUCUGGGAUUCAGGCUAUUUGCAAGAAUAUCGGUGCUAUCGACGUUUGGUUGCAUGCAUACACCUGAGCCACAAAAUAAUGUUCAAUUAUGCAAAUGUUUGGUCCUCAAAUUUUCUAAUUGUCGGUGUACAUGACAAUUUUACUUCUGGUAACCAGAAUAGUGUUCUAGUGAAAACUCGGCAGCUAAAGAUUUGCAUAUUCAUUAAUAUUAUUGAAAGGAAAACAAAAGAAAUGGAAUAUUUCCUAGUGGCGCUGAUUAUGUGGGUUUUAUGCAAUGUGCGUCCAGAAUUCGAUUUGGCUUGA